AUGAAUCAGACAAUGUCAAUGUAUUCUCUAUUCAAAUGCCUUGUUUCUUUCCAUAUAUUGGCUAUACUACUCCUCAUACGCAGUGCUUCAUCCUUGAAUCUUACUAAUGACUAUCUUCACCACAAAUGCCGUGUUAGUCAAGGCAAAUAUCUGCCGGGAAGCCAGUAUGAGAAAGAUCUCAACUCUAUCAUCCGUACAGCCGCUACGGAUGAUUUUAUAGAUGGCUUCAUACACAUUUCUAAUGGUGAGGAUAUCAAUUCCACCACCAUCAUAUUCCAAUGUCGCGGUGACUCUUACAAAUCCAAGUGCGUCUCCUGUUUUUCCACCGCAGUCGCCGGGUUUCGUAGUAGAUGUCCGAGAAACAAAGGAGGAACAAUAUGGUACGACCAAUGUUUUCUUGAUGUGAAUAUGAUUAAUCUCCAUGCCCCAAGACGGAUGAACUACGAGAAUACUUUUUCUAUGCACAACUCAAACAACGUGAGAGGCAAUACAAACUCGUUCAACAAAAAGACAACUGAUUUCCUACAUAACUUGAUUGUAAAAGCUGAUACAACCGACGUAGACGGCCUCAACUUUCUAUAUUACGCAGCCGGGGAACUGAGGCUUGGGGAGAAAACAUUGUAUGCAAUGGUUCAGUGCGCGAAAGACAUAUUAAGUUGUAAAGAUUGUUUGAAAUGGAGUAUCAGGGAGCUUUCUAAGUGCUGCGAUGGUAAACAAGGAGGGAGAGUUUUGAGUACAAGUUGUAAUCUUAGGUAUGAGCUAUACCCUUUUCUUAGGACUUGA
This is a messenger RNA of Capsella rubella, 783 nucleotides long. RefSeq names its product putative cysteine-rich repeat secretory protein 33. Bases 1 to 783 code for a protein of 260 amino acids. The record is from RefSeq and is a predicted model, not a curated record. Lineage: Eukaryota; Viridiplantae; Streptophyta; Magnoliopsida; Brassicales; Brassicaceae. The transcript has 2 exons.